Messenger RNA from Lymnaea stagnalis (great pond snail), 4145 nucleotides. Lineage: Eukaryota; Metazoa; Mollusca; Gastropoda; Lymnaeidae. The record is from the annotation of a GenBank genome assembly.
CGGGGCUGUUUGUCACAACACAGCCGACAACGGGGCUAUUUGACACAACACAGCCGACAACAGGGCUGUUUUAUGUUCAAAUAUCAUGUUGUUGGCAAGAUAGCCCUUUUUUGUGACCGAGGCCUUGCCCGAUAACAUUGCCGGUGGGCUUGUGAUUCUUGUGUGGGUUGUCCUAACAGAUCGUGUCGCAUCCGAGGCAUGGCCCAUUACCACGGCGGGUGCUUUGUACAUCUGGUGUGGGCUGUAAUAACGGACAGUUUCAGAACUAUUGGCUCGUCCGGUAACAUGGCUGGUGGUUUGUGAUUCUUGUGUGUUCUGUAACAACGCAACGUUUCGCACCAGAGGCCUUGUAACGUUGCACGGCUGGGCCUGUUCCUGUAUAGAUUCAGGAGGGGAUAAGGAAUUCAAGUAAGUAUGCAGUCCUUUUAGUUACAUUCGAAUGUUUAUUUGAAACAGUGUUAAUCUCAGUAAAAUUAUGAAAUGGGGCAGUAAGAUGUUGUUUUUUUUCCCCUUUUAAAGGCAAUUACUGAUUACCCGUAUCAAUUUUAUCGUUAUUGAUUUUAUCCCAAAGACCUUGCAGGAUUGGGGAACAAAGUGGGGAAGGUGUGUUUACAUUUUCAUGAUGCUGUUGUUUUUGUUUUUUGUAAUGGAAAUAUUGAAUUGAGACUUUAAUAUUAUACAUAUUUAAAUAAUAUAGUGUAAGCGAUACAAAUCUAUACACUCCACCAAACAUACUUUGUAUCAAAUAUUUGUCUUAAUGGUGUUUUUUUUUUUUUUUUUUUUUUAUUUUGUUUUUUAAUAUAAUUUAAACAAAAAAAAAAAAAAAAAAAAAAAAACAGUUAAACUUUGACUUCAAAAAUGUAAUUUGUCUGUACUUGGUUGAUUGUGUGAGUGUGCAUGGAAGUGUGCAUGUAAGUGUGCACGGAAGUGUGCAUGGAAGUGCAUAUAUGUGACUAAAAAUAACUAAGACAGCUACAGCACACACGCAAAGUCUAUUAUAAUGCUUGUGAAAAAAACUUUUUCAUCUCAAAUUCUUCAUCGAUAUCUCUUCGCCUUAUAAUAAAUUAUGGUACUCUAACUCAUAAAUUGUCUUUAGUUUUUUGUUUUUCUUUUCGUGUUAUGUCUCAAACUCUUCGUUGAUCGUCUGCCUGUACUUAAAUGCAUCUCUCGUGCAAGCAUCAGAUAAUGAUAAAGUAUCUAAAUGGUAGAACAAGUUAUGUUUAAACUUGAAACAAUAGGACAACAAGAUAUAAACGUUUUUUUUUUAUACUGUCAUCUGUUUUUGUUGUAUUUUCAUGUGUCCUGUUCGCUGGAGAAGGCACUAAGCCGAAACUUUUCAUAUCUUAUCAUUGUCCUGUCUGUUGAUUCAAGCUUCAACAUAUCUUGCUCAACUAUUUCAUUUACACAAGUUAAAUGCACUCCUUCAAUUAUUAUCCGAAAGUAUCUAUAAACAUAAGCCAUCGUUUGUAUGUUCCCACAGAAGAAGACAGACGCCAUGACUACCUCGAUGCGCACACUGCAGUUCAGCAUUGUGAUGCUUGGGAUUUUCUUCCUCGCCGUGUUCAUGCUCCUCGAACAGGCUUCUGACCAUCGCACGGUAUCGUCAACUGGAAAGACUCUGAUAGCCAGCAUGAGGAAGAGAGAAAUCAACAGUGUUCAUCAAAUAGACAGCAGUGUAAAAAUUGAAAUCUCCCCGAUGAACACAUCUAGACCGGAAGUUAAGGUCACGCUUAGUCAGACCUCUACAUCUACGACGGCGACGACACCUACAACCAUAUCUUCUACAACUUCUACUACGACACAUCCCAGACAGCAGGAUAUAAACAACUUGAACAAGUGGAACUACAUACUUAAAAAUGCGCUAGAGGCCAAGAGGAAGGUCAUCACAUUCUUAACCAAACACGUGGUUAACCAGCAUGACUUCGAGUACGUCCGUAGCCCGGUCAACGCAUGCGUGGAAACGAAACCGGAUAUCCUGUUUGCCGUACUCUCCGCCCCUGGAAACUUUGAACUCAGGGAAAGAGUGAGGAACGGGGACAUUGGCGAGUUCGUGAGAACCACGUCCAACGGCGCAAGAUUGUUGUUUUUCACAGGCGCCUUCCCGUGCAACGAGAACGCGACGAGACUUCAGACGAGACUGAGCGACGAGUACCACAACCACGGAGACAUAGUGCAAGAAGACUUCCUCGAUGUCUUUCAGAACCUUCGCCUGAAGGCCGUGUCGAUGCUGAGGUGGACUCACACCUAUUGCAGUGACGUAAAGUACGUCGUUCGCAUGGACGAUGAUGUCGUGGUGAACGUUUCGAACAUCGUAAGAGUCAUGGACGCAAAAAGUCAUCAGUAUCCAGAUUUCAUCGUCGGUAGCAUCAGGACCGACUGGCGGAUGUCCCGAAGGAGAAGUGACCCGAUGACGCCGAAGGAAGACUACUCGAACUUUACGUUCCCACCACGGUUCGUCCUCGGUGAGCUCCAGGGCUACCCAGCGACCACGGUCUCGCUGUUGUACCACGCAGCCAUCAGGUCGGAGCCGAUCUUGCUAGAAGACGUCUUCCUCACGGGGAUAUGCGCCACUAGUGUGGACGUUCCUUUACAGAGUGACCCCGACUUUGUGUUUAGACACAAACCCAUCCCCAAAAAAAAGAUUGAAUAGUCUUUUCGAGGGAAUUUUUGUUUUGUUUUUAAGUAGUGUGGCUUUUAAUUGUUUUAAAAUGUUAUCUUUGAAAACAAUCUUAUUGGUGUGCCUUUUAAGUUCGUGUCUGCGGAUGGUUGGGUGGGUGAUCUCAAUGUUAUCUGCGUUUUAACAUUGGCUAUUUAAAAAAAAAAAAAUUAUCAAUCAUAAUAUGACGAAUUUUAGACUCUAACAUCUUAACAAGUAAUAUUCUUAAUACGUAUGAUUAUUACUACUUUAGAUUUAUAUAAUUCGCUGUAGAAAGACUUGAUUUUCUAUCAGAUAUCGCAUACAAGAAAAUAACAACGUAUAUGUUGUAUUCUAACGUUUAUUUCAUUUCAUCGGUUCUCAAUAUUUGCAUGGCAUGCCUAUAAAAAAAUAAAAAUAAUCUAAUUUAGUUUUUCACGGCAUAUAGAAGUUUUCCUUGAUUGAGUUUUCUCUCGAUGAAAUUCUUUAAUUGCUAAUUAGCUAUAUCUCGGAAUGAGCGAUCACAUUUGGAACCAGUGUUUCCUCCAGCUAUAUCACAGAAUCAACAUACAUAUUUGGAUUCAGGGUUUCUUUCAGCUAUAUCACGGAAUGAACUUACACAUUUGAAACCAGGGUUUCCUUCAGCUAUAUCACGGAGUGAACAUUUACAUUUGGAAUUAGGUUUCUUUCAGCUAUAUCACGGAAUGAAAGAUCACAUUUGAAACUAUUCUAGCAUAAGUCUUUUUGUGUUUGUUUCAUAAAGGCUCAGUUUUUGAAUUUAAAGAAUUUAGAGUUAGGGAUCGAAGGCGUUUACUUAUUUCUCCCUUCCCACCACUUGAAUGACUCUACUUUCCAAUCAUUCAAGUAGCUCUAAUUUCUAUAAUUGAAUCGGCAAUAAAUUGCGAUCACUCAAGUUGCUCUAAUUUUCCAUCAUGCAAAUGGCACUACCUCCCCAUCAUUCAAAUGGGUCUUCAUUCUCAUUACGCAGGUGGUUCUACCUUCCCAGCAUUCAAUGGGCUCUACCCUCCCAAGAUUCAAGUAGCUCUACCUCCCAAUCAUUCAGAGGGGCCUUAAUUCUCAUCACAUAGGUGGCAAUACUAUCCUAGCAUUCAAGUGGCUCUACCUUCCCAUCAUUCAAGUGGCUCUCCCCUCCCAUCAUUCAUCUGGCUCUGUCUUCCCAUUAUUUAAGUUGCAUUUCAUUCCCAUCAUUAUUUGGCUCUGCCGUCUCAUCAUGCAUGUGACUGUACCUUGCCAUCAUUCAAAUUGCUUUUCCCCCCCUCCCCCUUCUAUCAUAGAAAGUCUCCAAUGUAUUUCGUUAGCCCAACAGUGUCAAUGACAUGGGUAAAAGUAUUUUCGGGGGUUGCCGGGCGUGUGAAGAGGGGUUAAAGCUGUCCAGACGAGUCAAAGCUUUACUAUCCAGUGGAUCUAACCUGCAUUUUUUUUUAUUGUAGGCGUUAAAAAAUGUUCAUGGAUUUAUGUAAAUGUGAGAAUACACAACUAUGUUUGAAAC